GGAACAAGUAGUUCAAACUUCAUUUGACAAAAGAGGACAAACUAAACACUGAAAAAUGUCUGCCACUGCCCAUGAAUUUGAGUAUGUGAGAAUUCAGACUUAUGUUCUUAAAGUUCAGAUCCACUGUCAUGGAUGCAUGCGGAAGGUGAAGAAACUGCUUACAAGAAUUGAAGGGGUUUAUCAAGUGAAAAUGGAUGUCGAAGAACAAGUGGUCAUAGUAUAUGGUAAUGUGGACGCUGCAACACUGAUCAAGAAACUAAACAAAUCAAGGAAACAUGCAGAGCUUUUAUCAGAGAAUCCAUUGGAAAACCAGGAAACACAACUACUCUAUAACUGGUUCAAUGAUAACAACAAUCACCAAAACCAGGGAGCUCUAAACUGGUGUGACUAUGAGAAGACUCAGAAUCCGGAACUCCUUAACUGGCUCAAUAAUAUCAAGCAUCAAAACCAAAUGCACAGCUCAUACAAUUCUCUUGGAACCUCCAAGAUGCAGCCUAUGUUUUCCCCUAUUGAACGAGGCUUCGAUCAUUGGGGCAACAAAGAGUUUGUGGACCAGAGUGUUCGAUUUGACUCCCUCACAGGUGAGACAAACCAAAACCUUUAUGCACUAGGAAACAUGGAUUAUCCAUAUUUUGGUCAGGAGGAAAACAUCACUAACAAUGCAGAUUUUGGAAUAACUUCCCCAUUUGAAAAUCUGCCAAGUAUACAAGCUGGUAGCAGAAAUCCAAUGGUUGAUUUCCAAGGUCUUCGAAACUCUAAUCCUAGUUUUGCUCCAAACCAAGGUCUCAAGGAUAUUAAUUCCCGUUUUGCUGAUUUGGGAAGCAAAGAACUAGGACUGCGGAACUUACAUACUGCUCGGGGGGCUUAUGGAUAUCAACCAAGGCAAUUCAGUGAGAUAAAUGACAUGCAGGCUUGCCAUUACAGUAAUCCACCUUCAACAAUGAUGAACUCUUACAGGCAGAAAAUGUAUGACAAUGACAUUGACAACUUCAACAGUGAUAUUUACGCCUAUCACCCAGGGAGGAUUCUCAAUCAGACACAUGGUGUCUUCCCACCCAACAUCAGCCAUCCCUGGAACGUGAAUAGCUACAAUAUUUGAGAGAUUACCGUCUCUACACCUCUAUAUGUAGUUUAGAUUUCAAGUUUCACAUUGUCGUCUUCUUUUACCUUUUUUGUCACAAGUACGUUUUCCAUUUGAAUCACUUAUAUACAUUUACGGUGAAAGAA
Messenger RNA from Nicotiana tabacum (common tobacco), 1227 nucleotides. RefSeq lists its product as uncharacterized. The record is from RefSeq and is a predicted model, not a curated record. Gene Ontology annotation, molecular function: metal ion binding. Lineage: Eukaryota; Viridiplantae; Streptophyta; Magnoliopsida; Solanales; Solanaceae.